Messenger RNA from Lachancea nothofagi CBS 11611, 1974 nucleotides. The record is from the annotation of a GenBank genome assembly. Lineage: Eukaryota; Fungi; Ascomycota; Saccharomycetes; Saccharomycetales; Saccharomycetaceae.
AUGAGACAGUCUGCCUUGCAGAAAGGUCCCUAUAGACCUUUUCUAGGUAGUGACAUAUACCGAAAGCUCUUUCCUUCCAACAUUCAACGUAUCGAUGUUGCUGUGGCCAUUUUAUUAGGUCUGUCAUUUUUUCUGCAACAAAUUAGAGGACCAGGCCUGGAUAAGGAAUUGAGCCCGACGGAGUUUGACUUAUUGGAAGCAGUUGGUCACUACAGGAAUGACGAGUUUUUUAUAAUUUCUUCUCCGCCGUUGAUUGUGGAAGUACUAUCUUUCAUCGCCAGACUGACUGGGAAUUUGUCAACAGACGUGCUAAGAAAAAUCAGUCUCGUCGUCGCUGCGCUCACCGUUUCCAACAUCUAUCUCGCUUUGAGGGUGUCUAGCGUUGUGAGCGUUGUUUCGAUUGUAGCGACAGCAAUUGUUUCGCAUCUGCCGUUGUUUACAGAAGAAAGCAAACACCUUUCUCCUACUAUACUGCAAUUGCUGUUUCUAUCGAACAGUGUUUUGAAUUGGAACUCACUAAAACGGUCCAGAAGCUUUUCUAAGGGGUGGAUGUUGCAUCUAGCACUUUUAUCUUUUUCCCUAUCACUCUCAGCUGGGACCAAGUUCAUAGGGCUCGUUACCUGGUCCUGGUUUUUGAUUUUGGCUGCCAAGCAAGUAUGGGAGAUAGUUGGAGACAUAAAAGUUAGCAAAUCUCAGCUUCUAUUACAUGUUUUUUGGAGAGGUUUGACAGUGCUGCUUCUUCCACCAAUUACUUUGCUAUUCUCAUAUUUCCUAUUCAUUUCAAACUCAAGAAGCGCAACGCUAGAUCAUGCAAGUUUAGUAUCACCCUACUUCAAAAGUUGGUUCUUACCUCAACCCAUGCCACAACCCGAUGUGGUAUAUUACGGAAGCAGCUUACUUAUUCGACAUGCUCAAUCGCUCGGGGGGUAUCUACACUCUCACAACCACACUUACAAAGGCGGCUCUGGCGAACAGCAAGUGUCACUCUUUCACUAUUCGAAUAAUGCCGACAAUGAGUGGACUCUAGAGCCCUACUCAGAUGAAAUGGAGUAUAAAACCAACCCUGAACCAGUGAGGAACGGCGCUUUGGUAAAAAUGAGGCAUAAAAGCACGGGAAAAUUAUUGAGGGCUUCAUCUGCCAAACCACCUAUCAGCGAACAGGAUUAUGAUCAUGAGGUGUCUUGCACUGGAGAUAUCGAUUAUCGGGGUGAUUCUGAUGAGUCCUGGAGAAUAAGAUUCGAACGUGGCAAAACAGUCCACGACGAUCUUUUGUGCCCUUUCACCAUUUACUUUAGCCUGGAAAACAAAGGUCAUAACUGCAAGCUUCUGAGUCAUGACCUGAGAAUGCCUGAUUGGGGAUUCGAACAACAAGAAGUUUUGUGUGUGGAUUCCGCAGAUAAAGAAAGAUCACUUUUCUUUAUUGACAGAUCAAAUCUUUACAAGGAACGAGGAGCUUAUCUCACGGAGCCAAAGCAUUGGAUUGGUAAAAGGCUUUUGUUGCUUUCUAAGGAAUUUGUUCAAGUGCAGUUCAAAUAUGACUAUUACUUGAAAAAUAAGGAUUUGGUGAGCGAGAUAAAGAUGGAAAACUGGUUGUGGUCGUCUGCGGACUCUGCUGCCGUGAACUUCAUGUGGUUCACGCCAUUGAUAUGUUUGAUAACAUAUUUGAUUGUCCAACUCAGCAGAUGGUUUCGUUGGAACCCUUGGACCGACACCACUUCGGAACUGGAUCCCAUAAAGUACUUAUAUCUUGACAAUUGUCUAGAGCUCGCUAUGGGGUGGUUUAUGCAUUAUUAUAUUUUUACGUGGGGUGAGCAUGACAACUUCAAUUUGGUCCAAUACCUUCCUAGUUACCUUCUCAGUUUGCUGCUUGCUGCACACACGGCCAAUUUCUUUUGGCGGCACAACAGCGUCAGCCGUUUUCUCCUCAUAGCAUUUACCGCUGCUGCUGUGAUAUUGACAUACGUUUGGAUGUGA